AUGAUGCGGCUUAACGAACUAAGGAGCUUCUCUCAUGCUGUCAGUGACCAGAAGAAGAAGAAAACCCCAAACGAAGAAUCAAGCAAGAAGAAAGUUUCAACAUCAAAACUCGCAAUGUCUUGGCUACGUCAAGGGAAGGGUAACAACACGCACGAAGUCCCGCAAGAUCAUGAUCCACGUAGAGACAGCACAAGCACAUUCAUUCCUUGA
Molecule: messenger RNA, 210 nt
Organism: Eruca vesicaria subsp. sativa (arugula)
Lineage: Eukaryota; Viridiplantae; Streptophyta; Magnoliopsida; Brassicales; Brassicaceae
Source: the annotation of a GenBank genome assembly